This is a messenger RNA of Trichomonas vaginalis G3, 485 nucleotides long. RefSeq lists its product as uncharacterized. The transcript has a single exon. The record is from RefSeq and is a predicted model, not a curated record. NCBI's taxonomy places the organism in Eukaryota, Parabasalia, Trichomonadida, Trichomonadidae. The annotation marks the transcript as partial.
AUGCUUCCAAUAGAAAAAGAAAAUUCAAGAGUUGCUACAACUAAACCAUUAGAUGAACUUUUUACUAAUGUCGGUCAAAAGUUUGAGACAGAGACCGUAAAGCAUGAAGGCUAUCGUUUUGACUACCCAUUAAGAUGGCUAAGAGACCCAUCUGUCACAAAAGCUAUUGGCUUUCGUAGAAUGAAGUUUGUGUCUGUAGAAGAUAAAAGUUUUCCAUUUAUUGUAAGGUUUCAUAUAGAUUAUAUAUCUGAAGGGAAACGAAAAAUGUGGGAAGAAAUUGAGCUAAUACAAGUUGACCUUUCAUCUUCUCUACAGACUGCGUUAAAAAAUAUAGAAGAUAAAAUAAAUUCAUGUUAUGCAAAAUAUGCUGAUGAAUAUGCAAAUACCGAGAGCACACUUUAUGUGAGAAUUGUAUAUGACAAACAAAAUUCACAAGUGUCAUUUCAAAUCUACGAAGACAAUCCAAAGAAAGACGAACAAAUAUA